AUGCCGGUGUAUAGCAACCGCGCGCAGGUCGCGCUCUUAAAAGCCGUCAACCAUGUGUUUAGUCUCGACCGGAAAGCCGACUCUUUGGAAGAUCUAACGAACGGUAUUAUCUUGGCAAAUAUCUUGCACGAAUUAGAUGCUGAGUUCGAUCCAUCUCAUCUGGAAUCCAAUCCCGCCACGUCUCGAUACCUGACGAAUAAGCGCAACAUACAAGCCGUGUAUAAGGGCUUGUUUCGCUUUAUCCGGCGGCAAAUUCCAGAGCUAGGUUGUCAGGCUCAAAGAUUCGACUAUCAUGCUGUCGCUGAGAACCCUGAGCCGCAAGGGCUCAGCCAGCUCCUUGCUGUUAUGGUGUCUGCCGCAGCCAUGGGACCGGAUAACAAGAAAUACGUUCCUCUGAUUCAGACCAGCCUCGAUAAAGUCAAUCAGGCAGAAAUCAUGAACAUUAUCCGCGCAAUGCAAGUCGACGCAGCAAACGCUGGCGAUGAAGACAAGCUUCACGAAGAUAUGGAGGCAGUAAUGGAAGCCAGAGACAUGGAUCUUGUGGUUGAAGAACAAAAUGCGGCCUUGCGACAGCAGCUUGACAUCAAUAAGAAGGCUCUCUCCGACUAUAUUACCCGUCUCGAACAUUUGCAGCAGAGCCACGAAGAACUCAAAUACGAGAAGGAACGGAACGAUCGAGAGCUCGAAGUGCUACGGAAAGCCACGAAAGAUGGUGCCAACAAUGCCGAGGCCAUUCGUCUUUUGGAGGAUCAGGUGCAUGAACAAAUGGAAAUAAUCGCGAAGAACGAAGAAAGCAUUCGUAAUCAUGAAAGGGCGCGAGCACAGUUCGAGACCGAAGUUCAGAAGCUCACCCAAAGGAGUCAGCAUGCAGACGAACUGCGAGACCAAGCUACAGAAUGGCGGCAUAAAGCUGAAGAACUUGAAAAAAAAGCCAACGCUGCUGAACGCUACAAACAAAAGCUCGAAUCACAACAGCAUCUUGUGAAAGAAGUACAAAACCUUCAGUACGAACGAGCAGAAUUGCAGGAGCAGCUCCGGUCGCUGAUGGACGAGCGUGAAAAAGGAGACAGAACGAGAAAAGCGGAAGACGAACUGACGCGAAUGUUGACACAAUCUGAACAGCAUCUAUGGGAUGAGCGCAGCCAGAAAACUCAGCUUUUGAAGGACAUGCAAACGCUUGAGGAUGAACUGCUGCGACUCAAGGCGCAGCGUAGCCACGAUGAACAUUUUAUCCAAGAGCUACAGGACCAAGUGCAGCACGGAGGUGGGGCUUCGCAAGCGGAAACUUUAGCUCUCCCAGCUUCCUCCAGUCUACAGGACGAGUUGAACAGUGCAUCAAGCGAUGAUGGGCAGAAAAACAUCCCCCUUGAAUUGUCAAGGUUCAAAGCGGAGAAUGACUUGCUACGGAGAACCAUCGGAUCUGCUGGAGACGCCGCUACGUUACGAAAGGAAGCAGAUGACGAAAAGAAGCAACGCGAAAGACUUCAGCAGAGCUUGAACGAAUUGUUCGAAAAGCAUACGAUAGUUCAACAUCAAAUAGAAGCUCUCAUGCAGAGUUCUACCGGAGAAAGCUCUAAGGCGUUCAUUGAAUUGCGUUCUGAACAUACGCGAACCCAAAAUGAGCUUCAGCAAUUGAAAAAGCGUACUGCUGAUCUGCAGGUCAAACUUGCAGACAAGGACCGAGACCUGAUGGGGGCGAAGACGGAACUUUCUGCCGUUCAGAAAGAUGGUAUUUCCGCGCUAGACCAGCUCAAGAGCACAGAUAAGCUCAUAUCUGAGUCUUUGAAGGCUGAACUCGAUCGUCUGCGGGAGGAACUUGCUUUCGUCAGCAACGAACGCGAAUCUCAGAAGACCCAGCUGAUCGACGCUUUGCUCGCGAAAGACAAAUUCCGGAAGGAUGCUGAGGAGGCAAAGGAGCUUCAAGAGACAGCUGCUCUCAGUACUGCAAACCAAGACUCUUCGGGAGCAGCCAAGAAAGCAGCAGAGAAGAUUGAGAAGUUGCGGAAUCGUCUCAUUGAAAGGAAACAGCAACUCGAACAAGCCGAGCAAGAUAAAAUCGAUCUGCAAAGAGAAUUAAAGGUUUUGCAGGGAGGCGAGCUUGCCACAGCUCAAAAGGCUGCCACGGAGAAAAUGAUCAAGAAUUUGCAGCGCGAGAAUGUACUCAUUGCUACGGCAUGGUACGAUCUUACCAGUCGUCUGCAGAGUAAUCACGUCGUACUUCAACGCCGGCACGAUGCGCCCAAGAGCUGGUUGAACAAGCAGAGGCAGAUGGUCCAUGGUCAGUUGCGCCAACGCGACAUGCUCUACCUCUACUGA
Molecule: messenger RNA, 2316 nt
Organism: Beauveria bassiana ARSEF 2860
Lineage: Eukaryota; Fungi; Ascomycota; Sordariomycetes; Hypocreales; Cordycipitaceae
Product: hook3 protein
Exons: 6
Coding region: 1-2316 (771 amino acids)
Biological process (GO): cytoskeleton-dependent intracellular transport; cytoplasmic microtubule organization
Cellular component (GO): centrosome; cytoplasm
Molecular function (GO): microtubule binding; dynein light intermediate chain binding
Source: RefSeq, a predicted model, not a curated record